AUGUCUUAUUACUCAGACUAUAUUCGUCAAAUUACCCACAAUCUCGCGCUCAAAUCAAACGAGACAAGUCAGCCGACGUGUCCUGUAAAUACAUGCACAACGGAAAUCCCAUACAAACAACACCAUUUAUUAGACAGUACGCAUGAGAAUCUCGAAUGGAAAAAACGUGCAUUGGCUGAAAUAGAAUCUCUUAAACAAAAGUUAUGUGUUGCCGAACUUGAAAUAGAAUCAAAGAAACAACUUUUGAAAAGGCGAAAAACAAAAUCAGAGCCGGAAUCAGACUGUGAUCUGAGGAUGACCCGUACUCGUCCAGAGACAACUCAAGUUCUAAAGACAUGUAUCGAUGACGAUAACUUGGCCAUAUUUAACGAUAGCGAAUUUCCCUCUAUCUCUUACGAUGUAUCAUAUGCAACGUCCUUUCUUCAACACAUACAAGCAUUCAAUCUCCAUUAUUCAUCAUUUCGCCAGACAAUAUCAGCCACGUCGAUCGAUGCAAUGCAAAGGGCGAUAGAAAAAAUUGUUUCUUUCAUGGAAGUUAAGAUUGAAAAUAUGGUUGUUCAAGAGACUAGAAAGACGGAAACAAAGUUGAAAGGAAUUCGAGAAAGACUAGGUGAAGAAAUGGAGAAAAGAGCGGAAGCAGGGAAAGAAAAGAGUUAUUAUAAAUCACCAAUCAAGGGAGGCGAGGAAGAAGAGAAUCAAUUCGAGAUUAUAUUUGAAACGUGCCUGAAAAGAUUUGGCGACACUAUAAGAAAGCUCUGCGUUAUCGUACCAGUCACAUACUUUCCCUACCAGUCACUCCAUUCUACCCUUUCUCGUUUGGUCUCGCUCCUCCAUCCCCUGUCAUUUCUUAACUAUCAUUGCUGCUUCAACUUGCUGCAAAAUCUGCAGCGCGAUCCACGAGCAUGUUUGGUUAGAAUGAUUGUAGAUAUUGGAACGUUUGAUGAGAGUAUUGGGAAGAGUAUAGUAAAGAGCGUUAUUCAUGAGAUGACAAUUAUAUAUGAAGGAAAGAGAGAGAAAAUCGAAAAAGUCAGUAGUAGCUCAGAAAAUGAGGAAAUGAUGUGGAUUGCAGAAGAUACGUGUUAUUAUUUAUUGUGGAUCCUUGAAGAAAGCCCUCCUAUUUGCUGGACAGCAACCUCCGUGCAACAGUUACUUUCUCUGCUAUCUCAGUCUCUAACGAUCAACAUCACCUCCGAGUCGCGUACGCUUUUAAACGCUACAUUUGAGAAAUACCUUUGGAACAUAUGCGAAAAAGUAUGGAUAAAUGUGGAUGGUUUUGCAGUGGCGGAUUUUAUUGUUGAUAGUCGCAUUGGACAAGACUGA
Messenger RNA from Paraglomus brasilianum, 1320 nucleotides. NCBI's taxonomy places the organism in Eukaryota, Fungi, Glomeromycota, Glomeromycetes, Paraglomerales, Paraglomeraceae. The record is from the annotation of a GenBank genome assembly.